UAACAAUGCUUAAAACAGGGUCAAAACGGGACUGCAAAGAUAAGCCAACUUACAAUAUUUAAUAUAAACAUCUGAUAAUAUUAACAACAUGAGGACGUUUUUGGCUGUGUUUGCUUGCAUAGCUGUUGCGGCGGCGUUUGACUGUUUCGGAAGAAACAACUCUUGCGCGAUGUCGCAUGUGAAAUGUGACACGGGAUUCGAUCCUUUCUGUGAACACUUUCCAGGGCCAAUAGGACAGCGUAUCGGUAUUUGUACUUGCGACAAGGACUGUACCUCAGCUGCAGAUUGUUCAAAUGCCCAAGCUGACGGUUGUCCCCCAAUGGCUCAUCCAGUGUGUGAUACAACACACAAAGUUUGCCAUUGUUUUGGACCUCACACUAGACCACCACAUUUUGAGAAUGAGUCAUCUUAAAGAUUUGAUUAUCAUGCAGCUACUUGAAAUGUUCAUUCGUAUGAAAAAUAAAGAUUCUAAAGGCUCUGUUA
Mercenaria mercenaria is the source of this 483-nucleotide messenger RNA. RefSeq lists its product as uncharacterized. The transcript is spliced from 4 exons. The record is from RefSeq and is a predicted model, not a curated record. The coding region runs from base 89 to 412 and encodes 107 amino acids. NCBI's taxonomy places the organism in Eukaryota, Metazoa, Mollusca, Bivalvia, Venerida, Veneridae.